Molecule: messenger RNA, 1428 nt
Organism: Clarias gariepinus (North African catfish)
Lineage: Eukaryota; Metazoa; Chordata; Actinopteri; Siluriformes; Clariidae
Gene: npffr1l3
Product: neuropeptide FF receptor 1 like 3
Exons: 3
Coding region: 46-1428 (460 amino acids)
Biological process (GO): G protein-coupled receptor signaling pathway
Cellular component (GO): membrane
Molecular function (GO): neuropeptide receptor activity; peptide binding
Source: RefSeq, a predicted model, not a curated record
CUCCUCUCAACUACAAUAGAAGAAUAUUAUAGAGACAAAGCCGAUAUGGGUGGAGCAACAUUGGAGUUAACAACAAUUGACCUGACUUCAGAUCUCCUUUCCGACAUUAACAUGACCAACAGCACCAGUCGCACAGAGGGCAUCCUAUUGUCUCCAUACUUUCAGCACUCACUGGGCAUAGCGGCCAUGUUCAUUCUGGCAUACCUGUUCAUCUUUUUGCUUUGCAUGAUAGGUAACAGUGUGGUGUGUCUUCUAGUCCUGAAGAACAGGCACAUGUGGACGGUCACUAAUGUCUUCAUCCUAAACCUUUCCAUUAGUGACCUGCUUGUGGGGAUCUUCUGCAUUCCCACCACUUUAGUGGACAACCUCAUAACGGGUUGGCCAUUCAGUAAUGUUAUAUGCAAGCUUAGUGGCCUUGUACAAGGAAUGUCUGUCUGUGCCUCCGUCUUCACGCUGGUGGCUAUUGCAGUGGACAGGUUUCGCUGUUUAGUUUAUCCUUUUAAACCCAGGCUAACACUUUUUGUGGCGAAGGCAAUCAUUGGGAUAAUAUGGAUGUUGGCCCUGCUCAUAAUGUUUCCCUCGGCCCUGAUGUUGACCGUCAAGCAAGAACAAAAUCACUUUAUGGUUGAAGGUGACAACUACAACCUGACCUAUCCUCUUUAUUCCUGCUAUGAGACCUGGCCUGAUCCUGAGAUGCGGAAAGUGUACACAACAGUGCUGUUUGCCCAUAUAUACCUGAUUCCCCUUAUUCUUAUCAUCCUUAUGUAUGGCCGCAUUGGAGCUAAACUCUACUCGACUACCUUUCACGGCAAGGUGAACCAGCCUGCAGGCGCUCCCCAAAGGAAGUCACCUAUAUCGAAAAGGAAGAUCAAAGUCAUCAAAAUGCUCAUCGUUGUCGCCCUUCUCUUCAUGCUAUCAUGGCUGCCUCUCUGGACUCUCAUGCUGCUGACUGACUAUGCACGUCCUGAAGGUGACCAAUUGGAUCUUCUAACAGGAUACAUCUUUCCUCUCUCCCAUUGGCUGGCCUUUUCCAACUCAAGUGUCAAUCCCAUCAUCUACGGCUACUACAACAAAAAUUUCCGGCAAGGAUUUCAGGCAGCUUGGAUGCAGCGACCAUACUGCUGCUCGGUCAAGCCUUCGCAGAUCCAUCUCAGGAGGGUCAAGAGGAGCAAGAAGCCUUGCUCCCCCUUGGACAAAGCUCUUAGUUCCAACACGCUGAACUUGGGAGUAAGAAACAAAAUCUACACCGACAACGACCUAACAGGUUGCGUCCGUCUGGAGAUGGGGCACAAAAAAGCGUCUAAGGAAACGAGAAGCUUGGGGGCAGAAGGAGGAAACAGCAGAACAGCAAUCAAAAGAGAUCUCCUGGAAGACAUCGACAGGAUCUCUCCAACAGGACCUACAGUAUACCAGGCUUGGGAGCUUUGA